CAUUCUCUGCCUGCUUUGUUCAGCACCCGGCCCCUGCAAGGCUUAUCUCCAUCUAGCUCAGCCCAAGCCCUGGAGGAGUUGUUUCCCCGCUAUGCCAGUCUUCGGCCGGGGCCCCCCCUCAAUCCCCCGGAUUUCCAGGGCCUGAGAGAUGCACUGGAUUCCGAACACACCCGUCGCAAGCAUUGUGAACGCCAUAUUCAGACCCUACAGACCCGGGUGCUAGAGCUUCAGCAGCAGUUAGUUGUGGCUGUGACUGCUGACCGCAAGAAAGAUAUCAUGAUCGAACAGUUGGACAAGACCCUGGCCCGAGUGGUGGAGGGCUGGAACCGUCACGAGGCUGAGCGGGCAGAGGUGCUUCGGGGGCUCCAGGAGGAACGCCAGGCAGCCGAACUUACCAGAAGCAAGCAGCAGGAGACAGUGACCCACCUGGAGCAAAGCCUUUCCGAGGCCAUGGAGGCCCUGAAUCGUGAGCAGGAAAGUGCCAGACUGCAGCAACGGGAAAGAGAGACACUGGAGGAGGAGAGGCAGGCUCUGACCCUGAGCUUGGAGCUGGAGCAGCAGCGGGGCCGGGCCCUGCAGGAAGAGCGGGAUGAGGCUCGGGCUGGGCAGCUGAGUGAGCGUCGACAGCUGGAGGCGCUGAAGCUGGCCCUGGAGGAGGAGCGGCAGGCCUGGGCCCAGCGAGAGCUCGAGCUCCAGGAGCGCUACGGGGCCCUGCAGGAGGAGGUACACGCUCAGCUGGAAAAGGAGAAGGGGAACACCCAGAGGGAGGCGCAGGCGGCGCGGGAGGCCCAGCAGCAGCUAACGCUGGUGCAGUCGGACGUGCGGCGGCUGGAAGGGGAGCUGGACACGGCUCGGAGAGAGCGAGACGCCCUGCAGCUGGAGAUGAGCUUGGUGCAGGCGCGGUGUGAGAGCCAGCGGAUCCAGCUACAGUCGGAGCUGACCCUGCAGCUGGAGCAGCGGGUGAGCGAGCGCCUGGCGCAGGCCCAGGAGAGCAGCCUGCAGCACGAGGCCUCCCUGCGGGAGCAUCACAGGAAGCAGCUGCAGGACCUGAAUGGACAACACCAGCAGGAACUGUCCACUCAGCUGGCUCAGUUCAAGGUGGAACUGGCAGAGCGAGAGGAAAGGCAGCAGCAGGUGGCUCAGGACUAUGAGCUCAGACUGGCCCGGGAGCAGGCGCGCGUGCGUGACCUGCAGAGCGGCCGCCAGCAGCUGGAGGAGCAACGGGCCGAGCUGGUGGAGCGACUCCAGGCCAUGCUGCACGCCCACUGGGAGGAGGCCAACCAGCUGCUCAGCGCCCCCACCUUGCCUCCAAACCCCCCGGUUCCUACCACCAGGCCCUCCAGCCCUGGGCCUCAGGAGCCAGAGAAGGGGGAGCGGAGGCUGUGGACUCUGCCUCCCGUGGCCGUGGCCCUGAAGCCCGCACUGCAGCAGAGCCGGGAAGCGGGGGAUGAGGCGCUUGGAGCCCCACCUGUCCUCUGCAGCCCGUCCCCAGACCUCAGCCUCCUGCUGGGCCCCCCUUUCCAGAGCCAGCACUCCUUCCAGCCCCUGGAGCCGAAGCCGGGCCUCACCUCAUCCUCCGCCGGGGGCUUCCACCCUGACCACAGGCCGGAGCGGCCGUUCCCUGAGGAAGAUCCUGGGCCCGACGGGGACAGCUUCCUCAAGCAGGGGCUGCCAGCCCCCUCCCAGCUCGAGGGCCUCAAGCAUUUUUUGCACCAGCUGCUGGAGACGGUACCCCAGAACAGCGAGGUCCUGUCUGUUGAUCUGUUGCCCCCGAAGCCUGGUCCGCUGGCUGGCCCGUCAUGGGAGGAAGCAGCCCCGCACGUGCCACACCUCCCACCCCCCGUUCAUAAAACCAAAGUGCCCCUAGCCAUGGCAUCCAGUCUUUUCCGGGUGCACGAGCCUCCCUCAAGCCACUCCCAGAGCAGCGGUCCCAGCAGUGGCUCCCCAGAGAGGGGUGGAGAUGGGCCGGCUCCCGCAGGGCAGCUGAUGGACGUGUCUCAGCUCUUACGACUGUACCAGGCCCGGGGCUGGGGGGCGCUGCCUGCCGAGGACCUGCUGCUCUACCUGAAGAGGCAGGAACAGGGCAGGACGGACAGCCGAGGGGAUAAUGUCCCCAGAAGGAACACAGACUCCCGCUUGGGUGAGAUCCCCCGGAAAGAGAUCCCCUCCCAGGGGCUCCCUCGCCGCCUCGCUCCAGCCCCUAAGACUGAAAAACCUCCAGUUCGCAGGAAAGGCGGGCACCCCGCCCCCAGCAGCAUGAGGAGCCGGGGGGGCAUCUGGAGAUGAGCCCCUUGCCCUUUCUACUCUUCUCCUUUUACUAAAUGCUCGAGGGUCUGUAUUCGAGUCUCAGACUCCUAGGCAUCUGAAAAAAUGGAGAUUUUAUAGGAAACUACUUUGUAAAGAAACCUCGUUUGGUUUGAGAAUGUUUUUUAUACGUUAUAUGUUCCCGUAUUCUAUUCUGUGGAAAAGACAGGAAGGCUUUGAAGAAAGACCGCCUCUGGCUAGGUUCGAGAAGUUCCAAUGAGCUAAGGUUCAGUGUUUUGAGAGUAGAACGUGCAGAGCGAUUAGCUGCGGUUGGCAGUGGAAUUAUGGAAGAUUCUAAUUUUCUUUAUACGUUUCUGUAUUUCUACAUUUUCCAAAACAAGCAUGUAUGACUUAAUCAGAAAAAACAAACUUGUAAUAAAAGAGUAAAUUAUUGUAUAAAGAGUUUGAGUAAA
Messenger RNA from Leptonychotes weddellii (Weddell seal), 2717 nucleotides. The record is from RefSeq and is a predicted model, not a curated record. Lineage: Eukaryota; Metazoa; Chordata; Mammalia; Carnivora; Phocidae.